AAAAUUAAUUGACGGUGCGCGUAAGAACCAACGUUACGCCAAAAAAAAAAAAACCGACCCGACGAAGCCAUUAGCAGCCCCCGUAAUCCGAAUCAAGCACUGUAGAAGAACACUCAAGUUGCGUCAAUGCGUUGUGGUGUUCAUUUCUAUCGUUUGAGAGAGAGGGAGAUCCAUUCUAUAGACAACAAUUCCUUACGUUAUCGGAAAAUUUGAGACGAUGAAUAAGUUAUUGGAGUUUGGGAGGAAAGCAAUGUUCUACGUCAGGGUUUUGUCUGGGUACGAGGAACGUCGAAUCCGAUCGUACAGAUUGCAGCUUCAAAAGCGUCUUCAACACGCAGAAGAAAGGAAGGCAGCUGUACGAAAAAUCCCUGAACAAAUCAUAUUAACAGAGGUUCGCCGCAUGGUAGAGGAUAUGCAAGCGAUGAACAGAAAGUUAGAAGAGACAGAGGCGUCUAUUAACGAAUAUUUCAAGCCACUCGACAAGGAGGCUGAGAUCAUAAUGAAAACGCAGCUUGAUGGAGAGGAGAAGUCAAUGAAGGAGAUGAUGAAAGCCAUGCAAACACAGGCUUUGCUUGAGAAAGCUGAAGCAGAUAGAAUUGCGACUUUGAAAAACGCUGAAGCCGAUGGGAUCGAGACUGCAAAAAUUGCAGAGGCAAACCAACAUAUUGAGGAAAAACCAUCUGCAUCCACAAAACAAGCUGAAGUGCGAUCAUUCACAUAACGUUGAUGGCUACAUAUACAGAAUUUGCACUUAAUGGUCCGUCCUCUUCUAUUCACCCCCCUGCUGUUGUUGAAAUUUGAAAUGAUUUUGGCAGUGCCAAACCGGCCAUAUUUACCAUUUAGCCCUUCAAUAAGGCCUUUUUAUUUGAUCCUCCCAUGUAGAGAUGAAAUUUUUUUACUUCAACGUUGAAGGGCUAACUCUUUCCUCAAGUUUGUAGUAUAGGUUUGCAGCUGUUUUUAAAUUGUACCUCUAAUUUCGUGUUGGUGUUGGAAAUUUAAAUGCAUUUCGGCCCGCUGUUUCGGACA
Rhododendron vialii is the source of this 1026-nucleotide messenger RNA. RefSeq lists its product as uncharacterized. The record is from RefSeq and is a predicted model, not a curated record. Lineage: Eukaryota; Viridiplantae; Streptophyta; Magnoliopsida; Ericales; Ericaceae. Bases 218 to 721 code for a protein of 167 amino acids. The transcript is spliced from 3 exons.